Oikopleura dioica is the source of this 768-nucleotide messenger RNA. Lineage: Eukaryota; Metazoa; Chordata; Appendicularia; Copelata; Oikopleuridae. The record is from the annotation of a GenBank genome assembly.
AUGGAACAAAAUGAGCAGCAAUUCGGCCAUUCAAGAGGCCGUAUGAGGCCAUACCGUGGAAGGCCGCGCGGAAAUCGAGGAUUUCACAGAGGCGGGCCAAGAGCACCCAAACAUUUUCAAAAUAAUGAUCGCGUACAAGUUUGGGGUGAUAACACCCACUUGGAGCCCGAUUACAAUUACAUGAGCCAAGGACGGGGACGUGGCCGCGGUUCCGGGAAUAAUCGAGCUCGCUACGGCACUUAUCAGCAAUUCCAUUAUCGCCAGUCGAAGCCAAGGCUCCAGGCGCCCGUGGAGUCCUAUUUUAAACCUGACAUGCUUGAAGACCCCUGGAAGGACUGUACGCCCAUUCAAGUGUCCGAAGUGACGAAAAUACAAGCAGCAAGCUCGUUUCACAAGAAUAGGCUUUAUCUAAAGCUUAAUCAGUUCGAGGGUGGCGAGCGCGACGGGCUAGACGAUUUGGACGAAAAUUCUGAGCAAAGCGCCGCGCCCGAUGGUAAAAAGAUUAAAGUAGAAGGGACAACUCCAAGUUGGAUGAACCCACAAGAAGAGAAUCCCGACGAAAUCAACCUCGAUUCUAGCGAUGACGAUGAAGAGGACGUUGAGCCAAAAGUCAAAAAGGCGAAAAAAGAGGAAACGCCCAAGGAAGAAGAUCCAGAAGAAGAGGAGCUCAACGACUGGAAAGACGCAACUCUGGACCCGCAACUUAUCGACCUCGAUCCUUAUGAAGUUCAAGAAGCAAGAGCAGCGAAUGAUAUGGGAUCUUACUAG